Exophiala dermatitidis NIH/UT8656 is the source of this 1272-nucleotide messenger RNA. Its product is annotated as ethanolamine kinase. Bases 1 to 1272 code for a protein of 423 amino acids. The transcript has 2 exons. The record is from RefSeq and is a predicted model, not a curated record. Lineage: Eukaryota; Fungi; Ascomycota; Eurotiomycetes; Chaetothyriales; Herpotrichiellaceae. Gene Ontology annotation, biological process: phosphatidylcholine biosynthetic process; phosphatidylethanolamine biosynthetic process. Gene Ontology annotation, cellular component: cytoplasm. Gene Ontology annotation, molecular function: choline kinase activity; ethanolamine kinase activity.
AUGGGUGCGCCCAACGGUAUUACGAACGGAGAAACUCCACCGCUUCCUUACAUUGAUCUCGAGUUUGACAAUAAAAACGUCGACGAGUCCGCCCGCGCCUUGGUUUACAGAAUACAGCCGAAAUGGCGGGAUGCGCCGGGGCAGUUGGAAAUUGUCAAGUUCACCGACGGCAUCACAAAUACGUUACUCAAAGUGGCCAAAUAUCUUCCCGGGCAGUCCCAGGCCGAAGUGGACCGAGACUCUAUCCUCCUACGUGCCUAUGGAAACCAUACCGAGAUUCUUAUUGACCGAGAUCGAGAGGCGAGAUCGCACGCUCUGGCAGCCGACCGCAAUUUAGCACCGCCUCUGUUGGCAAGAUUCAAGAACGGACUGCUGUACAGAUACAUUAUCGGCCAGGUUUGCAGUCCACAAGAUCUCAUCUCUGAGCCUGUAUGGCGUGCAGUUGCUAAACGGCUGGGUGAGUGGCAUGCGCGGCUGCCGGUGACCUCCAUGGUCCCGGAUCGAGAUGCCAAUGGUGCCGUUGACGGUGUGGAUGGUGCCAGUGAGCCUGCUCCCGGGUCCGAGCCGCAACACUGCUCACAUCCGGCGGCGAGAAAAACUGCCCAGAACAUCUGGGAGGUCAUGCAGAAAUGGACCGACGCGCUCCCAUGCGACACACCCAAGCAGAGAGCCCGGAAGGAGCUCCUUCAAAACGAGCUGAAUCGGUCCAUCAGAGAUCUGGACAGUGGCCGAGGACCGGGGACUAAUGGGCUUGUGUUUGGACAUUGCGACUUGCUAAGUGCAAACGUUAUAAUGCUCCCACCCAAAGAUAAGAAUUCCUCCAGUAGUAUUUCGGGUGAUGGCACGAUCGAGGUCUCUUUCAUCGACUAUGAGUACGCAACACCAUGUCCUGCCGCAUUCGACAUUGCCAACCACUUUGCCGAAUGGGGCGGCUAUGAUUGUGACUACAACAUGCUGCCGACCAGGUCCGUCCGCCGGCAGUUCCUUCAAGACUAUCUCGAGUCGUACAAAGCCCACAGCGACAUCCUUGUGCCCAACGAUAUGCUUGAUGUAUUACAUGAUGAAGUUGACCGAUACCGCGGUAUGCCCGGACUCUACUGGGGCAUCUGGGCACUGAUCCAAGCGACGAUUUCUCAGAUCGAUUUCGAUUACGCCUCGUACGCCGAAGUCCGGCUUGGUGAAUACUUUGCCUGGAGGGCAGAACAGGACGGCCACCGGGCCAAGGAAGGCUCUGAAAUGCCCCUUCGAGAACGAAGAUGGGCUGAAAACUGA